Molecule: messenger RNA, 3120 nt
Organism: Solanum verrucosum
Lineage: Eukaryota; Viridiplantae; Streptophyta; Magnoliopsida; Solanales; Solanaceae
Exons: 6
Coding region: 1-3120 (1039 amino acids)
Molecular function (GO): protein dimerization activity; DNA binding
Source: RefSeq, a predicted model, not a curated record
AUGGAGAGUAAGAAGACUAGAGGAAAACAAAAAAUUCCAAUGUCAAAAAUAGAAAAACAACGUGAUCGCGAUGUAGCAUUUUCCAAACGUUGCUCAAAUCUAUACAAAAUGGCAAAUGAACUUGUUAAAUUGUGUGGUGUUGAUAUUGGAAUAGUACUAUUUUCACCUACAAAUAAACCUUUCUCAUUUUUCCACCCAACAACUGAAGCGGUCAUUGAGCGAUUUUUGAGUCCAAAUUCACAAUCAAGUGAAAAGACUCGCCUAGAUGCAGAUCAAGCACGAAAUAAGGUGAAUCAACUCAACAAUCACCUAGAUGCUAUGGAGAAAAGGCUUGAGCACAUAGAAGAAAUUGAAUGUUCUCAAACACUAAUUCAGCUUAGUCAAAUGGAAGAAAAUGGUCAAAGAAAGUCUUCUUUUUUGAUAUGUAGCCAUACUCUAUGUUGGAUGUUUGGAGGAGUAGGAGUUCCACUGAAUUCAAAUAUCUCAUCCAAGGAUUGGAUUGAUUUAGCAAGGUAUAGCAAAUCGUAUAUUGAUGGUGUUGAAUCAUUCCUAGAUUUUGCUUACUCUUAUGGAGAUCCUCAAGGACAAGAAAUUCAAUGUCCAUGUGCAAAAUGUUGUAAUAUUCGUUGGACUCGAAGGAAUGUAGUGUAUGAUCAUCUAAUAUGCUAUGGAUUUGUUAAAGGUUAUACUAGAUGGAUCAAUCACGGGGAAUGGGAUAUCAAGUUGAAUGUUGACGAUGAUAUGGAUUACUCACGUGAUGAUAUUGAUGGGUUGUUAAAUGAUCAAUUUAGAGAUGUUGCACAGGCUGAAGGAGUUUAUGAUGGUCCAAAUGAAAAUGCCAAGAAAUACUAUAACUUAUUUAAAGAGGCAAGCCAAGAAUUAUAUCCUGGUUGUAUAGGAUUCUCUAAAUUAUCAUUCACACUUCGUUUAUAUUUGUUGAAGUGUCUACACGGAUGGAGCAAUGAAUCAUUCACUUCUCUUUUAGAAUUAUUAAAAGAGGUAAUGCCCGAGUUGAACAUUCUUCCGUCUUACAAUAAGACCAAGUCUAUGGUUAAGAAUCUCGGUAUUGAUUAUGAGAAAAUUGAUGCAUGUCCAAAUGAUUGCAUGUUGUUUAGGAAUGAUCAUAAGGAUGAUGAAUUUUGUCAUACUUGCAGAGCUUCACGAUAUAUUAAAAAUCCUAAAGUUGAUAGUGAGGUUGAGCCUUCUAAGAAAUCACAUCGAGUUUCAGCAAAGACUUUGAGACACUUUCCAUUAAUUCCUAGACUCAAAAGGUUAUUUAUGUGCUCAAAGACGGCUAAUUCUUUGAGGUGGCAUGACGAGAAACGUUCUAAAGAUGGAAAGUUAAGGCAUCCCGCUGAUGGUCAAGCAUGGAAAGAUUUUGAUAGGUUGCAUCCAAUUUUCGCACAAGAUUCUCGCAAUGUAAGACUUGGAUUAGCAAGUGAUGGAUUCAAUCCAUUUCGAACCAUGAGUAUAUCUCAUAGCACAUGGCCAUUUAUGUUGAUGGCGUAUAAUCUGCCACCUUGGAUGUGCAUGAAAUCUGAAUAUUCAAUACUUUCUUUACUUAUACCUGGGCCACGAUCACCUGGAAAUGACAUUGAUAUUUACUUACAACCAUUGAUAGAUGAGUUAAAAUUGUUGUGGGAUUCUGGGGUUGAAACAUAUGAUGCUUCAAGAAAUCAAACUUUUCAAAUGCGAGCAGCUCUUAUGUGGACAAUCAAUGACUUUCCUACAUAUGCUAUGUUGUUUGGAUGGAGUACAAAAGGAAAGCCUCCUCCACCUUUAUUAAAGGGAACCGAUGUGCUUAAUAGCUUACAAGAUUUUGAAAAUCACAACUUGUUACGCCACAGCCUUGAUGUAAUGCACAUAGAGAAGAACAUAGUUGAUAGCAUACUUGGAACUCUUUUGGAUAUUCCUGGCAAAACAAAGGAUCAUGCAAAGGCCCGGUAUGAUUUGAAAGAGAUGGGAAUUAGAAAGAAUCUUCAUCCAAAAGAUACUGAAGAUAAUAAGAGAACAAAGUUUGCAAAAGCUUGCUUCUCAAUGACAAAUGGAGAGAAAUCUGUUUUUUGUGGAGUUUUAAAGACAGCCAAGCUACCUGAUGGUAGUGCCUCCAAUAUAUCUAGGUGUGUGCAAUUGGAUGAAAGAAAAUUGUCUGGUUAUAAGACCCAUGAUGCUCAUUUCAUGUUACAUUACUUGCUUCCAAUACCAAUUAAAAGCAUCCUUCCAGAUCAUAUGGUUAUUCCUUUGAUUCAUCUAUGUUCCUUCUUCCAACGUUUGUGUCAAAAAGAUAUCAUAUUGGAGGAACUAGAUUGCUUAGAAGUAGAGAUCAGGGAAACAAUAAAUCAGUUGGAGCGAAUUUUUCCUCCGUCAUUUUUUGAUAUAAUGAUUCAUUUGCCUAUUCAUUUGGUGAAUGAAGUGAGAUUAGGUGGUCCAGUUCAGAACCGAUGGAUGUAUUCCACUGAAAGAGAAAUGGGUACAUUCAAAUCAUAUAUCCACAACAGACGUUAUCCAAAAGGUUGCAUAGUAGAGGCGUGUGUGGGAAUAGACUGUAUGAAUUUAUUUUCUAGAUAUCUGCAUAGGGCAGUACAAACCAGAUUUAACAGAAGAGCCCGAAAUAAUGAUGAAUGUGACCCAAGUGAUGCAGAAACAGUGAGUUUGUUUCCUAAAAAGGGAUGUCCUUUAGGAGCAAAGAAAACUGAUCCAGUUAGUUUAGAUAACAAGUCACUAAGUCAGGCACAUGCAUACUUAUUGGGAAAUUGUGAUGAGAUUCAAGAAUAUAUUAGAUUCCAUAUUAGGCAACGUGAUGCAAGGCAUAAAACACAAAAUAGUGGUGUUACAGUCGUUGCCUCAACUACAAGUUUUGCAAGAUCAAAGGAUAAGAACCCGAUUGCUACAGAUUUGACUUAUUAUGGUAGAAUAGUUGAUAUAGUUGAGUUAGACUAUUAUAGUCAUUUUAAGGUUGUUCUGUUUAAGUGCGAUUGGUAUGAGGUUGAAAAAGAUAUUUAUGGCCUUACUUAUGUCUAUUUUAACAAGAGAUGCUCUCAGGAAGAGCCUUUUGUGCUUGCUUCUCAAGUACAUCAAUGCUUCUAUGUGCAAGAUCCAUAUGAUCAAGAUAGACAUUAA